CCUCCCGGAUGCCAUGACAACGAGUCUGCGCCCGGCGCACAGCUGCUUCUCGGGCGGGACCCAGGCUGGACCGCGGGCCCCGGCCUGGGGGCCACAGCUGCCACCGCCGCCUUCGUCUCCUCCCCGUCCCCGUCCCGCCCUGCGUCUCCUCGCCUCACUCGGGCCCACGGCCGGGGUCCCUCCCCGCCACCCCUCCCCGCGCGGAUGCCGAAGGUGAAGGCGCUGCAAUGCGCCCUGGCGCUGGAGAUCCGCUCUGUAACUUGUCCAGGAGUAGUGCUUAAAGACAAGGAGGACAUCUAUCUUAGCAUCUGUGUGUUUGGCCAAUAUAAAAAGACACAAUGUGUCCCAGCCACUUUUCCAUUGGUCUUCAAUGCCAGAAUGGUGUUUGAAAAGGUGUUCCCUGAAGCAGUAGACCCUGGAGAUGUGGUUGCACAACUUGAAUAUGAUACAGCAUUGUUUGAGUUGAUUCAACUAGUUCCACCAGUGGGUGAAACACUGUCUACCUAUGAGGAAAAUACACGAGAUUUCAUGUUCCCGGGUCCAAACCAACUUUCUGGGCACCAUGAUUCAAACCGCCAGGUUACCAUGAGGAGGAUUUCUGGCCUUCGAGGAAUUGCUCCAAAGCUGGAAUUUUCUACAACCUCAGUGAUUACUGAAUGUCUGAUAAGUUCAAGGAAGUGCCGAACUCAGGAUAAAUAUAUUUUCCAUACGGCUCCAGUUGAAAAAUCACACGGCAGACUGCAAACCAGAACAUUAAGAUCUCAAAAGAAAAAAUCCAAGUCACCUGAGAGAAGUAAAUAUUGUGUAAAUGCAAAAAACUACGAACAGCCUACGAUUUCUUCAAAAUCACACUCUCCAUCUCCCUACACAAAAAGACGCAUGUGUGAGCUAUCUGAAGACACCAGGCGGCGGCUGGCCCAUUUAAAUCUGGGACCCUAUGAGUUCAAAAAAGAAACAGAUAAGCCUCCAUUUGUGAUUAGACAUGUCGAUCCCCCAAGUCCCAGGGCUGAUCCUUUAUUUGGGUCUUCUAGCAGAGACUGUGAAAGGGAUGGAUGGUCCAGGAUGCACAAUGAUCAUUCUCAUCAUGGCAGCUACCGGCCCAAGGAUUAUAAGCAGGUUAUCAGGACACCCCAUGGCAUAGACUACGAUGACUCUUUGGAAAGGUGCGAAGAGUAUUUGAGCCCAAGGACAUGUAGCAAGCCCCGGCAUUCAGCAAGGACCUUACUUGUCCAUUCAGCACCCUCAACAAUGCUGAAGCAUCCUCCAAGCCCUGUGUUAAACCGAGCUUCUCUCAGGGAAAGAUUCCAUUCUGAUUGGUGUUCAUCUUCAAACUGCGAUGAGAUCCAUGACCGGGUAAAAAAUGUCUUGAAAUCACAUCAGGCUCAUCAAAGACAUUUUUAUGAUGAGAGAGACCCAGAGAAGGAAGACGAACUGGAAAUGAAGAGAGGUCUUUUCUACAAAGACUAUGCCUAUGACAGUGAUCCCGAGUACAGCUCACUUCAGCGGCCACGUGGCACUCUCCAAAUGGAUGACGGUGAAUACUGGUCCAACAGGGCAGCCUCUUACAAAGGAAAGUCCCACCGGCCCGUCUUUGAGAACAGCAUGGACAAGAUAUACAGGAACUUAUACAAAAAGGCCUGUAGUUCUGUUUCUCAUACACAGGAAAGCUUCUGAAAUCAUCCACGAUGAACUAUAUGAGUGUCCAUGUCAACUUCAAUGAAAGCGUUUGAUGUGAUCAAUAUCUGUAUUCCUUUCUUUUUUAAACAGGUGGCUCUCAUUGAGUGCAGUAGGUAGACUUGAAUAUGUCCAUUUCUUCAAACGGCACAUUAUCAUAGGCAAGCCUUUUUUAAAUCACAGAAUAGAGUGCUAUGUUCCAAAAGUCAGAGCUCUGCCACACAAUCACAAAGUCCAGUGUGACUGCGAGAGGUUAUUGUCACAUGUUAUCUCAUGUCACCAUUGAAAAUCCAAGACUGGAUUUGCUCUAAAGCAUGUUUUGCCUUAAUCAACUUAUAAUUUUCUCUUCAUGUACUUAACUGGUUAUCUUGUCUGAGCAAGAUUUAAUUAAUAUUAACUCCUUUUUCUUACUAAUGAGCAAAAAAAUAUCCUGUGUAGAAAUGAAUUUCCCAAGAGUUUUAACCAGCAUUUUCUACCUUUUCCCCUUAGAAAAGUCUAUUUAUAUAAGAAACCACUUUCUUUUUAAAGUUUUUAUAAUCAUUCACACUCUCUCUCCUCUAAAAGAACUUUCUAAGUUGCCUAAAAUGCACAACAGUUACCUAGGAUAGCAGAGCCCAUGUGCAACCCAAAAUCUGAAUAACUUAUUUUUAAAGAUAUAAUUCUUUGUCUGAUUUUCUAGAGCCAUGUCUUUUGGUACAAACAGAAUCAGAAAAUAGCCUCUGUUAGUAAACAUGUAGAGACUCAUGGAUUAUAUUGUAAACUAAUUUAUUUAAAGUUUUCAUAGGUAUCAAAUGGCCCAAGAAAGUCAUAUCCUUACUUUAAAGGACAUUUGGAACCAAAAUGGGAGUAAAGUAUUAUAGCAGAACUCUUUGUGGUAGGCACUGCAAAGUCUGUUGGUUGAUAAAAUUAGCUCCUUACCCAACCCCCAAACACACACUUGUGAGGCCAGCGACACUCGGAGGAUAGGAAGAAAUCAGUUACCUCACAUUCACAAGAGUGAACAGAGGGAAAGCAGAGAAAGAUAGAUAUGGCUUCCAAGCUUGAAGUUGACUCCAAGAUAAUGUUUUCUCAUUAACUCUGUCUCUUGUUAAUUCUACAGCUAUGAUUUUAAAAGAAAAAAAUUGACUUGAACUUCAUUUAAGUUGAAAUUGUAAAAGUGGGUGAGUUAUUUUUGUAUUAGGAGAAAAUAUAAUACUUGCAAUCUAAUAAUAGGACUUUUUAAUUUCAUGUUAAGAAUGUUUUAGUAUGACUUGAACUUCAUGUUAAGAAUGUUAAUUGCAUGUUAAAAAUGUUUUAGUACAACAGUCUGUGAUUAUGUCAGAAAAUGCAUCAGAGAUAGGAGCCAGGAGUCCUCCGCUCUCAUCCUCUCUGCCAUUUUCUAGCCGAGUCUCUUCAAUUUCCUGGUCCUUAGUUUCCAUCAGCUAUCAAGUGAUGAGAAUGGAAUAGAUCAGCAUUUUCUGAACCAGGUCCUGUGGACCACUGUUUUAGGAAAUGGUUGUAGAAAUGUAAAUGCCAGUAUUGCAUUGGUCAUAUUAGUUUAGGAAAAUCUGUGCACUAUAUUUACCCUCCCCCCAACAUACAGAGUCACAGGUAGGAUGACAGGAGUGAAAGGGAAGGCUGUUAAUGCUGAAUCAGCAGUUGCAGGCUGGGGCUGUCCUGCUGAAACUCGGACAUGUGGUCAUCAUAGUCAUAAGAAAAACUAGUGUAUCAGAGGCACUAGUAAUGCUGGCAUAAACCUGUUUUUGCUCUAGCAUCAAGUAGAGAGUCUGGCACUUAUUGGUGCUCACUAACUACAUAUUGCAGUAACCUAGAAUUUUCUCAACAAAAUUAAGUAUGUAGUAGCAUCUGUUGUCAUGGCCAUCUUUCCCCUGGUAUUCUGUCUUCCUCAACCUCCCACUCCCUCUCAAUGUCACCCUCAGGUGCAUGUGGACACCAGCAGGGGAAAUGCUGGACUAGGUACCCCUGGUAUAAGGUUAAAUAAUGACAUUUUGUACAAUAACUUUUUGAUGGUCAAAAUUGAAUAAUGCUUUUACAAAAUUAUAUCCUCAAUGAAAUUUAGGUGUUUUUUUCUUCUUUUUUUGGGUGUGGAAAUAAAUGAAAAACUUCCCCAUUUAAAAGUUGCUGCUUGUUAAAAAGAACAAAUAUGAACUUCAAAGAAAAUGUUUUGCUAUCAUAGAAUAUCUCUCAAGUGAAUAAGUACCACAGAAAUUACUUACUGUACCUAUACCUGCCAUUGGCUUUGACAAAGGCCACAAAAGGUGGGUCUCGGGGAUCUUCGGGAAGUGAUGUUCUGAAAGCCACAUCCUCUGAUUAAACCUGACAUCUCUCUGAGUCGGGUGCAAAUCUUUAGAUAUGUGGCAUCUGUGCUAAGUAUCUAAUUGCUUCUGUUCAGUGGUCUUUAUUGCUAUCCUAUUACUGUGAAUUCUUACGUUUAUUAUCUUUAAAGGGUAAAAGCUUUAGUAAUAGUUAUAUUUUCUCAUUGAUAAAAGCAGAAAGGUGCUUAUUAUCCUAGCCUUUUUUAUAUUUUUCAUAAUCUUAUAGUAGUUAUUGGACUUAAUAUGUAAGAUAAAUGGGCCUUACUUCUUUCAAUGUGUUUUUGCCCUUAAGUAAAAAAAAAAAAAAAAAAGGAAUUUUCUAAAUGAAAAUGACAAUUCAACUAAAAAAAAAAAACCAAACAAAUCAUUAAACUGAGUCCUCCCUGGUUCCACUACUUUUUAUAUAACCUUGUUAAGUCAUUUAUCCUUCUUGGAGCUCAGUUUCCUUAAUUAUAAGUUGCUGAAGGAAUUAUUUAGAAUGAUCUUUAAAUGUUCCAACAUUUCUAUAAUGGUAUAAUUGGUUAAUGUGGAAGAUAAGGAAGCGUUAUAGGAGGCAGAGGAGUGUUAAAUAUUUGUGUGCAAGUUUUGGGGAGGGGACAUAUUUAAGAAAGUGCAUUUUGCUGUAUUUCUAUGGAUCACCUCCACAAAAGUACUGAACAUGAGUUAGUGAGACAUGUCAGGGCUCUUGGACUCUAGAAGCUUACCUUGACUAUUCCCAGAGGAUCAGGCAAAUACACAGCUGUGGUAUAAUAUCUUGGGUUUCCUCAUUUUUACUCUAUCAUAUUCUUUGUAGGUUUUUGUAGACAAUAUAUGUUUUCAUUUUUGUAUUAUCUUUGUAGCCCUAGCACCACAAUCUGGAUGUAUCUCUAUUAUAGCAACUGAUAAACAGAAACGGAAUUAUCAAUGA
Myotis daubentonii (Daubenton's bat) is the source of this 4896-nucleotide messenger RNA. RefSeq names its product spermatogenesis associated 6 (gene SPATA6). Lineage: Eukaryota; Metazoa; Chordata; Mammalia; Chiroptera; Vespertilionidae. Gene Ontology annotation, biological process: spermatogenesis; motile cilium assembly. Gene Ontology annotation, cellular component: sperm head-tail coupling apparatus. The record is from RefSeq and is a predicted model, not a curated record. Gene Ontology annotation, molecular function: myosin light chain binding.